CAGCGCUCAAGUAGGCUCUCUCGUUCUGAACAUGCUGGAAUUGUAAUCUGUAAUUGAAGAUUGAAGUUAUAGAAGUAACUUUUAAGACGUGCGGUACUGUUAGGCAUGCAGAGUGUUUUGAUCUUACUAAAGUGAUAUCUAAAGUGUUAGUAUUUGACUUUACGCCUAGUUAAGUUCUCAGUAUAUAGACCAAACAAUCGUGAAUCAAAACCUCGUACGAUUAUUGAAUUCAUCUAGGAAAAUUUCGUCCUUAGCCAAUUUGCAAAUGUCGGAUUCAGACUCAUCAUGCGAUGUACAAGAAAUCUUGGCCUGCCCUGGGUUGUAUGAAGAAAUUACACAUGAGAAGAAACAUGUGUAUAAUAAGUCAGCUCUAAUGAAUACUCUCAAUAGUAUUCGAAAAAAUCUCCCAUGGAUCGAGCGAUUAGAUGUCACAUGUAUGGCAGCUCCUGCUCAAAAAGAUUUAGAUUUGGAUGACUUACAACAUAUCGAUCCAGAUGAUGAUUUUAAACGUGAAAACUUUUUUUACCGUGUAGCUCAGGCAGCGGUGCUUAUAGCUAUACCUCAAUUACACGCUUUAGAUGUACCGACUAAACGACCAUCUGAUUACUUUGCAGAAAUGGUCAAAACAGAUGAUCACAUGACAAAGGUUAAAAAAUAUCUAAUUGAAACUAAACAAAAAUUAGCAUUACGUGAACGUGCUAGACAAAUAAGAGAACGACGUAAAUUUGGUAAACAAGUUCAACAGGCUGUUAAUCAAACACGUAAAGAAGAAAAACGUAAACUAACGGAAGCUGUAAAGAAUACAUGGAAAAAAACUGGAAUUAAUCGUGAAGAAAAACUAGAACAAAUAUUAAAUGAAUUUAAGAAAGAUUAUGAACCGAAAAAUGAUAAAUCCAACAUGAAAACAUCAUCAUCAAAGAGUUUUCAUACAGCAAAAGAUUAUGCAAAUCGACGAAAGUAAACAAGUGUUUUCUUUAUCUUAAGAUCUUUAUCAUGUUAGAUUAUGUUAGCAGAAAGAUAAUAGUGAUUAGUGGAGUUCAACUGGAUCGGUUGUGAGAUAGUAACUCACUGAGGACGAUGAUGGAUGUGUCACUCAAUUUUGUAGAUUCGUUGAGGUUUAUAUAUUAACACCGUUGGAUGUCGGCCAGCUCAGUGGUCUAAUUAUUAAGCGCUCGCGCGCGAGACCGAUAGGUCCUGGGUUCGAAUCUUGCGAGGCGGGAUCGUGGAUGGGUACUGCUGAGAAGUUACACGAUAGGACGAAACGGCCGUCCAGUUGAAUCCAUGAGUUCAUUAAAACUACACCACCAUGGAAAACUUGGAAGCACUGCACGACCGUUUCGUCCUAUUGUCGGACUCCUCAGCAGUAUGCACCCGGCUUCAAUUGAUUCAUGAAUUCAACUAUUUAAUUGUUAUCUUUCUGCUGACAUAAUCUAUCAGGAUAAAUUAGAAAAUUAAAGAUAACGGUUAUUUAAAAUGUAAAAAUGUUCUCUAAAUCUAAACAAAAUUUCCAUGUUCACCUGUUAUCGAUUAUUACAAUGUGCCAUUACCAUAGACAAAUAUCACUUACCAGCGCUAGGUACCACAACAGACAAUAUAAACAAUGGUAACGAUAUAUACCAGUCGAAUGGUGCUUCAUUUACCGGAAGGUUAUAUAUAUAUAUAUACAUAUAUCCCGUAAGUGGCCCUAUAAUAAAUAAUUAUUAUGAGUCAAUUGAAACUAGACCACCAUGGAAAACCUGGAAGCACUG
Molecule: messenger RNA, 1748 nt
Organism: Schistosoma bovis
Lineage: Eukaryota; Metazoa; Platyhelminthes; Trematoda; Strigeidida; Schistosomatidae
Source: the annotation of a GenBank genome assembly